Penicillium expansum is the source of this 726-nucleotide messenger RNA. Its product is annotated as LysM peptidoglycan-binding domain-containing protein. The transcript has 2 exons. Lineage: Eukaryota; Fungi; Ascomycota; Eurotiomycetes; Eurotiales; Aspergillaceae. Bases 1 to 726 code for a protein of 241 amino acids. The record is from RefSeq and is a predicted model, not a curated record.
AUGAGGUCCCUCCAAAUCUUUGCCUUUGCGCUGGGUCUUUGCUCGGCAGAUGCCUAUCUGGUAACUCCUCCAGGAACACCCGCACCAGGGGCUGCGUCUGGCUGUAGUGAGUGGGUGCAAGCCUCCUACGGCCUGACAUGCGAUAUAAUCCACCGCUUCUAUGGCAUGACUGAUGCCGAAUUUGAGGAAUGGAACCCCAGUGUCAGUCAGCUAGGCGAUGGCUGCAACUUAAUCUCAGAUCUCUACUAUUGUGUUCAAGUCAAUUAUGUGCCAGAGACUCCAACAUGGACGCCACCCGCAACUACCACAGCCUCAGCCGGGAACGGUGUCACCACACCAACUCCUACACAGGCCGGCAUGGCGAAGGACUGCAACAAGUUCUAUCUGGUUGUCAGUGGCGACUCCUGCUAUAAUAUUGCAACUGCCCAGGGAAUAUCCCUUGACAACCUUUACGCUUGGAACUCUGCAGUUGGAAGCUCCUGCAAGGACCUCUGGCCUGAUUAUUAUAUCUGUGUUGGUGUGAUAUCAGGUACCACUACAUCCCCCCCUACUACUACCUCCGCAACCACAACCACAACCACGGUUGGAAAUGGAGUUGUGACUCCAACGCCAAUUCAGACGGGCAUGUCGACCAAUUGCAACAAGUUCCAUCUUGUUGUUAAGGGAGAUGGUUGUUACGAUAUUGCUGCGGCUGCUGGGGUUGCACUGAAUGACUUUUAUGCCUAG